AUGUCCUUCACAACACAGUUUCAGGCCCGCGGGGCGUUCGACCUCGACUCCUCGACGAGACCCGGGCAACCACUGCACGCCGAUGUCUUCCGUCCGCCUCCGUCGCCAUCCACAUCGAGCUAUAACCUCGCCAAGUCAACCGGCAGUCUCUUUUCGGAUAUCUCCAUGUCGACGGCGCAGCCCACUGGCACGGCAAAGCGGAAACGGACGACGACCAGAGAGUCGACCCCCAUGGACUGGCACAUGAGUAUGGAGGGUGCACACGACGGUCGGGAAGAAGAGCGCUCUCGGGAGUUCAGGAGAGCCCUGGGUCCCAAGGCGGACCCCCCUGCCGAAGGCUCGUAUACCCAACAGCCCGCGAAGGUCGCGGCGACCGCGUCCAGUUUUGCAGGAUGGACCUUGCUUAGCCUGCAGACAAUAGGGGACAUGGUGGGAAAGGUGUGGGAAUUCUGCAAGACCGGCGCAGUUUUCAAGGGCUUCCGAGGGGGAGGCGGCCAAGCGUACGAUGCCAACGGGUCAACGGUUACCGAGACGACGGGGGAGUCAUGGGCCCCGGAGUCCGAUCCGCCGCUCCAUCCUCCAGGAGACUACCCGAUUACAGACCAAGAAGCGCCGGCCUAC
Messenger RNA from Thermothielavioides terrestris NRRL 8126, 621 nucleotides. RefSeq lists its product as uncharacterized. The transcript is spliced from 2 exons. The annotation marks the transcript as partial. NCBI's taxonomy places the organism in Eukaryota, Fungi, Ascomycota, Sordariomycetes, Sordariales, Chaetomiaceae. The record is from RefSeq and is a predicted model, not a curated record.